Helobdella robusta is the source of this 1720-nucleotide messenger RNA. RefSeq lists its product as hypothetical. Gene Ontology annotation, molecular function: DNA-binding transcription activator activity, RNA polymerase II-specific; RNA polymerase II cis-regulatory region sequence-specific DNA binding. Gene Ontology annotation, biological process: regulation of transcription by RNA polymerase II. Bases 16 to 1182 code for a protein of 388 amino acids. Gene Ontology annotation, cellular component: nucleus. The transcript is spliced from 6 exons. The record is from RefSeq and is a predicted model, not a curated record. NCBI's taxonomy places the organism in Eukaryota, Metazoa, Annelida, Clitellata, Rhynchobdellida, Glossiphoniidae.
AGGCCCGGAAAGAAGAUGAAAUUAACCAUUUUCGUCAAACGAAAGAAGAACCCAUACGAGAAUAGGCCAUUUUUUUCGUCGUCGUCAUCAUUAUCGCUCGCAUCAUCAUCUCCGGCUCUUCAAACCGGAAACACUGAAAAUAAUAAUAAUAACAAUAAUACUACUACUACCAGAACCACCACUACUACAACAACAACAACAACUACUACUACUACCACUAAUAGUAGUAGUAGUAGUAGUAGUAUUACAAAAUUGUUACCGGAUGAAAAAAGAUCAGUUGAGCAUAACCUUUCAGAUCUUUCCGACGGUUGCUCUAUGGACUAUAACAUCUUGAAUAAUAAUAAUAAUAAUAAUAAUAACAACAACAUCCAUAAUACUGUUAGCAACUUUGGAGACAAUACAAAUACGGCCGUUGCAGCUGCUUCUAAUGUUACAGACAGUAAGAACAUGAACGACAGCAAUAAUAAUAAUAACAACAACAACAAUAACAACAACAACGUUAGCAUUAAUAACAACAGCAAUAACAUUAGCGUUAACAACAGUAACAUUAACAAUAAUUGUGGUAGCGUCAACAAUAGCAAUAACAAUUCGAGUACCGCCAACGAUAUCUGCCGGUUCAAAUCGCCAAAAAUAACCCAUCGCUACCAUUACGACUGUUCGCCUAUGCUACGCUCGGCCUCUCUCAGCUCCGUCGGCCUACAAACUUUUUCGGACCCACAAAACAACAACAAUAAUAACAAUAACAACAACAAUAAUAAUAAUAGCAGACAUUUACAAUAUAUUAACGAGGAGAAACAGCGUAGGCAUUCUAGUAACGUGAAUGCAGCACUGAAGCAACUGAAGCAAGUUAUGAGGGAGAACUCUUCGCAGAGUCUUGGCGUCAGUGACAAGGGCAUCAAACUGACAACUAGUUCGAGUUUGAUCGCCUAUAGGAACGCGAGAGCUGGUAGCGAGAGAAAUGUUUCUAGAGGUCUCAAUGAUAUGGAGAUUACAGAGGCAUCGACAACUGAUGACGCUUUCGAGCCGCUGAUGCUGACAGAACUGACGACCAGACACCUGAAAAUGAAACUAGCCCAGCUGCACCGGGUUCAACUGCGCAGUGUGUCUAACGUCUAUUUCUGCCAGAAGGGUAUUGAAAUUGCCCUCACAGACGAUGUAGGCGAUCGUUUGGAAAGUUUAUAAAUAAAUAUGUAGUUUUUCGUAAGAGAAAUACCAGACUUAAGCAAGUACCUCACCUAUAAGACAAUAGGUUAUUCGGGAGAGUAUACUUUGGUAAUGCAAAAAGUUGCAUGAAAAACCAGUUACAACCGGCCACAUCAUGAGAUAGAUGACUCACUUUGUUUCUCAUUUGGUCUAUUAUUAUUUAUUUAUUAAUUAAUUUAAUAAUUAUGAAUGAAUAUAUGUACACACACACACACACGCACACACACAAAGAGAGACGAACACAAACUUUUAUAUGUUGGACAGUUAUAAUGGAUGACUAUUUAAUGGCUUUAUAACUCGACGAAGCUUUUCAUUCAAUGUAGAGCUGAUGGUUCUCUCUCUCUCUUUCUCUCUCUUUCUCUCUCUUUUUAAUUUCAUUCUUAUUCCAUUUUUAACGUGUUUUUUUAGUUCCAUACCCAUUCCAUUCUUUAAUGGUUGACAUGAUUUUGUAACAGAGAAAAACUACACAUUCAAUGCUUCUUGACAAAUCUAUUUUUUUCAAAGAAACUGUAUACGU